This is a messenger RNA of Caenorhabditis elegans, 857 nucleotides long. It is a transcript of the gene F42G4.7, whose product is annotated as Noncompact myelin-associated protein. Bases 37 to 411 code for a protein of 124 amino acids. The record is from RefSeq and is marked reviewed. The transcript is spliced from 4 exons. Lineage: Eukaryota; Metazoa; Nematoda; Chromadorea; Rhabditida; Rhabditidae.
UUUAGGUUGGAAGCCGCAUUUUCACGCAAUAACUCUAUGAUUUCGGAUUACAAGAUUGAUUCGUUGAGUGUUACUGUUGACGGAAUGACGUCACAAGCGUACAUCGAUUCUAUUUCCACGCAAACUUCAUCAUAUUCCUUAUCAUCGCUGAUGAUUGUAAUCAUCACUUUCGCAUUGGUCAUCAUUUUCGGAUUGGCGAUCUUUAUUAUCAUGAUCACCACAAAACGGCGACGUCAAUCGACGAUGAAGCUGAGCAUGGACGACACGAUCCGUAGCAACACACCGGAAUCCGACGACACUCCGCAUAACGUGCAUUUAAUGUCAUACGGAACAACGCCCAGACCAUCUCAAAAGCAGCCGGGACCAAUCACAAAAACACAAAUCGACAAGACGAGCUCACCUAUGUAUUGAUUUAUCGAUUUUUUUUUCCAAUUUCUUAAAUAUCGAUUUUUUUGGAUUUUAAAAAUUGAUUUUUAUGAUUAUAAAAAAUCGAUUUUUUUGAUUUUUCCAAAUCAGAUUUAUUGAUUCUAGUGAUUUUUUAAUCAAUAAUCAACAAUAUAAUCGAUUUUCAAAAAAUCAAUAAAAUUUAAUUUUAAAAUUCAACAUUAUCGAUUUUUCAAAUUGUUCAAAAUUCUUCCGAAUUUCUCAUCUCAUUUUCUAGGUUACCUCUUCUCUCAUUUCACCCAUUUUUCCGACAAAUUUUGAGCCUAGCUCCGCCACCCGCCUCGGGGCUCCCCCGAGAAACCUCUGGUGCGCGCCCUUCUGUAAAUAAUCAUUUUCCCGUCCGUUUCCCCCUACUUGCCAUAUCAUCGAUAUAUUCCGUUUAUUUAUUGGAUAAAUUUUUUUGCAAACAAAAA